UUGGAGCGCGUCUAACGCCCCGCAUCUCCAAGCUGCGUUUUCACCGACACGCAGCCCACAUUACGCAGUGAAGACAUGUGUCACGGGACUAAAAUCCCUGUGUAACUUGGACCACUGUGCCUGAGAGUUAGCGUGUAGUCGGCUGGAAAUGAACUGUGAAGGUGGGCUGCACGUCGGCGCAUUCACGAUAAGACCCGGCGGUUCCGCUCAUCACCAAUCCACAUGAGAAGUUUGACAGGAGCAGGUUGAAGGGAGUCUACCCGUGCUUCCUAUAGGCUGCUCAAUUUGCUCACUUAGCUCGACCACUUUUCCACAGGACACUGAGGGUUGCAUGCCUCAGUGCCAAGAAAUUGCAAUACGUGGGAGACUUCUGCUAAGAAGACGCAAAUACAUUUGUGGAGGAUGGAAGAGAGAGCUGAGCAAGGACACACACAGGAGAACGGAGGCAGUGAUUGUGCAGCCAGACAACCCCGCACCUCUCCCUGCACCAGUCUGAGGAUGUUUCUGGUGGCAUUGUCCUUUGCCUAUUUUGCAAAGGCUCUGUCGGGGAGCUACAUGAAGAGCACAAUAACCCAGCUCGAGAGGCGCUUUGACAUCCCAAGUUACCUAAUAGGUGUCAUUGAUGGGAGCUUCGAGAUAGGAAACUUGUUGGUGAUAGCUUUCGUCAGUUACUUUGGGGCCACACUCCACAGGCCCAAGAUCAUUGCAAUGGGCUGUGUAUUGAUGUCCAUUGGCACCUUCAUCAUAGCUCUGCCUCAUUUCAUCAUUGGUCGCUAUACAUUUGAGACAUCAGUGCGGAGGGUAGUGAACUCAACUCUUAACCCCUCUCCAUGUCGGGCAGACUCAUCAGCAAACCUGACAGGAGAUGGUACACUGCCUCAAGUGCCAGCCUCAGGUUGUGAAGGCGAGUCCAACCUGUCCAUGUGGAUCUACGUGCUCCUGGGAAAUGUCUUGCGUGGGAUUGGAGAGACACCUGUGCAGCCUCUGGGAAUCUCGUAUAUAGAUGAUUUUGCCACUGAGGAGAAUGCAGCACUAUAUGUUGGUUGUGUGCAGACCAUUUCAGUGGUUGGCCCUGUGUUUGGCUAUCUACUAGGCUCCCUUUGUGCCAAAAUCUAUGUGGACAUUGGAUUUGUAAAAAUGGAGACCAUCACCAUUACCCCAUCAGAUGCUCGCUGGGUGGGGGCCUGGUGGCUGGGUUACCUCAUAGCUGGGGUCAUCACCCUUCUUUCUGCCAUCCCGGUCUGGUUUCUGCCCCGCUCUCUACCCAUGCCCAGGCCCCAGGUCCCAGAGAAGUGCACACCUGAGCAGACAAGUUUCAUCAAAGGCUCGCCCCUUCUGAAGCACAAGUACUCAGCAGACGAACACACUAGUUUUGUAGAGAUGGCCAAAGAUUUUAUUCCAACCCUGCGAACACUGCUGGCACACCCUGUGUAUCUGAUCUACCUGUGUGUGACAAUCAUUCAGCUGAACUCUCUCAUUGGCAUGGUCACUUACAAGCCCAAGUACAUUGAGCAGCACUUCAGACAAUCUGCUUCAAAAGCCAACUUUCUGAUGGGUGUGAUAAAUAUCCCAGCUGUGGCACUGGGGAUGUUUUCUGGAGGUCUGCUGAUGAAGAGGUUGAAGCUGAACAUCAUGGGAGCAGCCAAGUUCGCCUUUGGCACGUCCCUGAUUGGUUACAUCCUGUCACUGUUCUUCUUUGCAAUGAGCUGUGAGAAUGCCAAGGUAGCCGGGGUGACGCUUUCAUAUGACAACAUGGAUAGGAUAUCUUAUGAUAAACACUCGCUCUUCACAGCCUGCAACUUGAACUGUUUUUGUUCAUCGAGCGACUGGGAUCCAGUCUGUGGAGAGAACGGCAUCACAUAUGUUUCUCCGUGUCUUGCUGGCUGCAGCACCUCUGUUGGCUCAGGGAAAAACACAGUCUUCUCUAACUGUAGCUGUAUCGGUGUGGCUGGUAACUUUACGGCCAGUACAGGUCACUGCCCUCAAAAGGACGACUGCGACAGGAUGUUCCCGUACUUCCUGGCUCUCUCUGUUAUCACUUCCUUUAUCAUCUCUCUUGGGGGGACACCAGGCUACAUGCUUCUCAUCAGGUGCAUCAAACCACAGCUGAAAUCUUUGGCCCUGGGUUUCCAUGCAUUGGCAACAAGAACUCUUGCAGGGAUCCCUGCACCCAUUUACUUUGGAGCAAUCAUUGACACCACAUGUCUAAAAUGGGGUCAGAAAAGGUGUGGGGGUGUAGGAGCCUGUCGGAUCUACAACACCACCGCCUACAGGAUAGCAUACCUGGGCCUGACUCUGAGCCUACGGACUAUCUCCUUUAUUAUUUGUAUCCCAGGCUUCAUCCUGCUCAGUCAACAGCUGAAGGAGGAAGAAAGAAGCGCCGUCCACGGAGCUCUGAGAAACGGUGGAACCGAACUGGAGGUGCUCAGGAUGGAAGAGUUAGUUAUUUCUAAUUCUGACCAGCCACAUCACACAUCAGAGAACAGCGCAGAUAGGCAGACACGGCUUUGACAGAUCCAGCAGAGCUGACGGCCGCAAAUGCACCCUCAUUAUGUACAGAGUCAUGCUGUACACAUGCACGCUCGCUCACAUGAAAACAAGAUUUGCAGGGAAUCACUUGUUGUCCAGUUGUCUCUUGUAAAGCAGAUAUUCUAUAUUUGUACUGCUGGAUGUGUGAAGGCUUUGUAAAUUUGACAGAAAUUUGAUAGAACUAAAAGAUUUCUCGAAUGUACUGGCUGUUUUUCCUUAGAAGAAAAAAAAACAAAAACAUAUUUUUAAGUUUUCAUGCCAAUUAGAAAAUGUGACUUGUACAGACUACUGCAAAAACAGUACUAUUUUGAACACCAGCAUUUCAUAAGCUGCCUCUUUAAGAUUCUUCUUUCGGCUGACGUUAUUCCUCCUGACACCACUGUUACUGAACUGAAGAGGUGAAGUGGCCUUACAAACCAGAGGCACAGCAGCAAACUGACAUUUCCUAAAAAGGAAAAUCUGGCCUUUUUUUAAAAGACCCCCUCACACCCACCCCACAGUGUUAAAAAUAUGAAUGAGUUGUUGAAUUGUUUGGACAUUUCAGUAACGCUUAGAGGACUUGUAUGUUGUUGAUAUGAUGUUCAGAUAUGUGCCUCAUUCACUCAACCGUUACCUCUUAGUGUGUGCAUCAGAGACAUUUAAAACUGUAUUUCAUUUUUAUUUUUAAAUUUCAGAGCAUGGAUCUUUACUCAUUUAGGAAAAAAAAAAGUUUUAAUACUGACUGACUCUAAAACUUUUGCCUUUUACUUAAAACCCACAGUUAGAUCUGACUGUAUUACAGUUUGGGUUUUUGUGGUGUGUGUGUGUGUGUGUUUUCUGGAUGUCAGCUUUGGGUCCUUUGAUAUUCAUAAUCAUUAGAAAUGGAAACUGCAUUUUCCUGCUUGUAUAGUGGAUGCUGUUCAACAGGCAGCACAGUUUUUUCAAACUCUAGACCCAUGACACUUACGUCUGAGUGGCGUUAAUGUUUUAUUUUCACACACACCACUCACUAAAGUUGUUAAAAUGCUAAUAAUUGGUGUUACACCAAAUUUGCUCUGAAGCAUCUCAAUUGGGCUCCUCAGGCUCUGGUAUUAAAUAACCCUCACUGUGCCUUGGAAGAGGCAGAGAUUGUACUGUUGCAACACUGAUAAAUAAUGUACUGUAUUUUCUCUCAGUCUUUGGACAAAAAAGAAAGAAAGAAAAAAAAAAUGAAAACAUUAUGGUGUGACGUGUUAUCACAGGAAGUGUGCAUUUGUUGAUGUGUAAAUGUUUUGUUUCCCCAUCUUCAGCCAUCAUCGUAUACGUUUUACUGGUCAGUGUUUCUACCUUUGUGUUGUUUAUGCGUGUUUGUGAGAAAGAAGUUAUCUGUGUCAAAACUCAGAAACAUCAUGGUUUCCCCCCUCAGGUUUGUACUCUUAGAAUUUAUCCCCAAUGCCACACCCCUUUUUUGUGAAAUCGGACAGCGAUUUCUCAAAGUUAUAUAAAUCGAAUGUGUAGCAUGUUUAUCCUGAAAGACGCAUACAAUGAAAGAGACUUUGUCUGUCAUCCUGGACAUUCUAUUUUUUUUAGCAUUUCCUUUCACUGAGAGCACACAGCUAAAAUCAGAGCUCUGUUCAGGGAUCAGAGGUUAGUUGAAGGCAUACAGGCUGCUCUUGGUGAUGUUUUGCAAUGACUCAUAAAGUUGUGGAUUUGUGAUUGCUCCCAAAUUGAUGGCCAAAAUACUGAUAUGAUUAAAAGUCAAGUACUGACAAACUAGAUCAUUUGUGCAAUAGUAGAUGUGUAUAUGCUGCCGCCCACCUCUAAAAUUCAUAAUGGCUACCUUUCUUUCGACAACCCGUUUGCACAGUAUCACACACUCAUUUUUAAAGACUAUGUAAAUCCGCCCAGCUCAAAACUCAAGACCUGUGAAAGGGUUUGACAGACAUUUUAAUACAGACACACUUUACCAGAGUGUUAAUUUAUCUUCUUCAGGAGGUUGUAGACGGCAGUAAGUGGAUCAGACAGUUUGAGUUCAAGCCCGUAGAGACUGUGUUUGAUGUGAGUUUGUUUUUGAGGCCAAAUGCGCUAAGUCGGUCUGUCUCUCUCCACUUUCAGCCCAUAAAGCUGAAGUAUGAUUUUACCUGAUGUAAGUAUCAGCAUGGAGGGGGGGUAAUUCUGAAAAUUGGUCUCCCUGCAUGAUUGUAUGUUUAUGGCUUUUGAUGAUAAAAAGCAUUGUUUGGCCUAUUAUUACAGGUAACAAAAAUUUGUCGUUGUAUUGCUCACCCUAAGUGUAUGAAAAUCUUUUUUUUUUUUUAAGUAAUAUGCUGGUUUCAUAAUAUUUAUAGUAGCAUAAACUCUUAACGUGUGAAAAUUAACAGUAUUUACCAUGUAGCUUAUGUUUUGCUAUUCUGCAACAUCUUAGCACUGAUGAUAACCUGCAAUUUAGGCUUUUCUGAUAAUGCUAAAUAUGGCUUCUGGCUUGUCAGCUAAGGGGAUCUGAACUGAAAAGAUUUAACAAGUCAUUCUUUGCUUUUUGGUUAUCUUAUUGUUGUGAAAGAAUGUUAGAGAGCCUUUUUAACAUUAUUUAACAAAGUGGAAAACAAAGGGGCCAGUUUUUUGGUUUUUCAUCAAGGCUAUGUGUGACAUGCAUAGGUGGGAAAAUCAAUGAAAUCACGUCUCAAAUGCAACACUUUAUGAAUAAAACUAUUUAAAAAAAAAAACCUGUUACUGAAACCUGCUUGUUUAUCAAAUCUCGAUUUCACAGUAGCAGGUUUUAAGCUAGAAGGGGCUUGAUUCAUGGAUAAAUGAAUGCCUCAACAUCCUUUCACAACAGCAUGUGGAUUGAUAGCAGAGGAUCAGCCGUAUUGUAUCUUUGUCAGUAAUAUUCUGGUUUCCUUUAACUUUCCAGUCAAGUGCCAAAUCAGAUUUAGGGGUCAUAUUUUUUAUAUAUUGGGCUGAAGUUGUAUCACUCCAGUAACAGAAUGAUCAGUGUGACUUGAAAGAGGCAUUCAAUUUAAUUUCGCAGUCAAGUUUUAUUUCAAGGUCAUGAAUUUACAUGUUUUGACAAACUUGGAGCCACAGCACACACAUACACCCCCC
Archocentrus centrarchus (flier cichlid) is the source of this 5586-nucleotide messenger RNA. Its product is annotated as solute carrier organic anion transporter family member 1C1-like. Gene Ontology annotation, biological process: transmembrane transport; sodium-independent organic anion transport. Gene Ontology annotation, molecular function: protein binding. Lineage: Eukaryota; Metazoa; Chordata; Actinopteri; Cichliformes; Cichlidae. The coding region runs from base 403 to 2511 and encodes 702 amino acids. The transcript is spliced from 15 exons. The record is from RefSeq and is a predicted model, not a curated record. Gene Ontology annotation, cellular component: basolateral plasma membrane.